Caenorhabditis angaria is the source of this 2290-nucleotide messenger RNA. Lineage: Eukaryota; Metazoa; Nematoda; Chromadorea; Rhabditida; Rhabditidae. The record is from the annotation of a GenBank genome assembly.
UUGAUAAGAUUUGAUGUUUGUUGUUUUUUCAGAAAUAAUGGUUAUUCAAAUCGAGGAAGAUAUAACGGUAAUGGUCCUUCAAAUAGAGGAUUUCGUCAAAACCAUAAUAUUGCAAAGGUUAGAAAAAAGUCUAUAUGUAGAUCAAAAAUAUUAUGAAAAUAAAAAAAAUUUUCUAGGGAAAACCAAUGGUGACUGUUGUUGAUCAUGGCGAAAAUAUACAGGAGAAAAGUACAAUUGAAAGAAUUUGUGAGUUGAAAUUCUACAUAGAAGAUAAAUUAAUCAAUCAGAGUUAUUUUUAGUUGGAAGAAAGACGGUUAAACCGAAAGUUGAAAUGAUCGAUUUGGAAACAAAGUGGGUUUUUUGAAAUUGAAUCACGUGAAAUUUCACGUCGAAAUUUAAUUAAGAACAAUUUUCAUUUUUAUAUGUAUUGUUGCAGCGAUAAUGAUGAUUCUUCCUCUGAAAUUGUAUGUCUGGACACGGAAGAAGUUCCAGAUGGAAUUCCAAGUUCAUCAAAUCCUACGGUAAACCACUAAUUUGUUCCCCCAAAUUGUAUACUAAUUUUCAGACCUCUUGCCCAAAUGAAUCUGAACAAGAAGAUGUUGUCGAACCAACACCAACAAUUUCACCGAUUAUGGAAAAUGGUUUAUUUUUUUACUAACAACAGAAUUUUUCAACAAAAAAAAACAACAAACAUAGUGCCUUUCAAUGUUAUCAAAUAACGGUUUUGACAAACUGAUAAGAUAUUUUUGCUAUUUUUUCCAAGUUUUUCGAGUUUAAAAUUUGUCUAGUUUCAAUUUUCCAGAAGUCGAGGAGGAAGAAAUUCAAAUAAUUGCCCAAAGAACAUUUCCGAAGAAAACAAGUGUGGUAAUAACAAGGAGAAGAAGUCAAAAACGACAAAAAAUGGAUCAACAGGUAAAUUAUACACAGAUUUUGGAUGUUAAAUUGGUAAUUUUCAGUUUCCACCUCCUUGUGUUCUUGAUGGUUUGAACUUAUAUUUGAAUAAUCGAUUUCCAUCAAGUAAUAUAACUCGAAGAUGGGUGGUUGUUCCGGUAAGAAUAUUUUUGAUGAAAGUUUUUGUUUGAAAAAAAAUUGAGAUAAAUUUCAGCAAGAUCUUUCACGGAUAAAUUGCACACCUUCAGUAGAAUUUACAAUUUGUUCGUAUAAUGUUCUAUGCCAAGAAACGACUCUAUCAACCAGUUAUUUAUAUCGCCAUACAAUGUAGGUUUUUAAAAUAAUUUUUAUUAAAAAAGUGUUGAAAGAAUCAUCUGAAAAAUGCCCUUUUUCAGAAAUUCUGACUGGUUAAAUUGGGAGAGAAGAUGGCCGAAUUUUAUUCGAGAAAUUCAACAAAUAAACGCGGAUAUUUUUGGAAUGCAAGAAGUUCAAGAUGAUCAUUUCAUCGGAUCUUAUACCCCAUUUUUCAAAAAUGGUGGCUACGCGGGUUUAUUUAAACAAAAAUCGGGAACAAAACGAGAUGGUUGUGCGAUAUUCUAUAAAUCCGAAAUGUUCGAUGUUCUUGAUUAUUUACCACUCGAUUAUUUUGUGAGUUCUUCUGCAACUUCGAAUCGAGAAAAUGUUGGACAAAUUGUUGUUUUCCGAGCAAAAGCAAACGGUGCUUUAUUGAUUGUUGCAAAUACACAUUUAAUAUUUAAUGAAGAACGAGGAGAUGUUAAAAUAUCACAAUUAGCGAUUCUUUUUGCCAAUCUUUUUGAGGUUAGGACAAAACAUAUCAUCGCAAAUGUUUCUCCAUCGAUUAUUCUUCUCGGCGAUUUUAACAUUGAACCAUAUUCUUCGAUUUAUGAUUUCAUUAAAAAUGGUAAAAUCCACGUGGCAAAUGAAUAUGUUCGAACUUUGAGUGGACAAAGUAAAAGAGAAGGAGGUGCAAAAAUCGAUUAUAAUAAAUUGAUUGAUAAAGAAUGGGGAAUCGGAAUGGAUUGUGUAUUUAAAAAUCGAUCAUGUAAUCCGAAAAAUGGAAAUAUUUCGCAUCCAUUCGUUUUCAAAUCGGUUUAUAAUCAUGGUGAAACAAGGGAAGGAGAACGAGAAAUUUCGACAUAUCAUAAGGAUAAGGCAAAUCCUGAUUUCAUGUUCUACACAGAAAAUGAGGUAUUUUCUACAGAUUUAUAGAAAAAACAGAGUUUUAAGUUGUUUUUUUUUCCAGAAAAAUCAACUGGUCCUAACACAUCGUUAUCAACUUCCAUUAGCAAAUCAUUUGGAAAUUCUGACUCCCUGGCCAAAUUUUUUUGUUCCAAGUGAUCAUAUUCCAUUAUUAGCCAGAUUUAAACUAUCAAAUUGA